Messenger RNA from Arachis stenosperma, 2957 nucleotides. RefSeq names its product protein ROLLING AND ERECT LEAF 2. The transcript is spliced from 4 exons. Bases 186 to 2573 code for a protein of 795 amino acids. Lineage: Eukaryota; Viridiplantae; Streptophyta; Magnoliopsida; Fabales; Fabaceae. The record is from RefSeq and is a predicted model, not a curated record.
AUUAGAAACCGACAAGCAAGUCCCUGCUGGCAAAAGAUUCCCUCCUCCUUCACUACUAUUCAUUCACUAAUCACUAACUCAUUAUUCAUUCACUCGUUCACUUCCUCAUCCCUCCCUUCUUUUCUUUCUUUUCUUUACCCUUUCUUCUUCCUCUUCUUCUUCUGCUCACAAUUAUAUUAUAUGGUAUGGGCUGUGCGAGUUCCAAGGUGGAGGAUCUGCCGGCGGUCGCCUUGUGCCGGGAUCGAUGCACCUUCCUCGACGAAGCUAUACACCAGAGGUAUGCACUCGCGGCGGCGCACAUGGCGUACAUCAACUCCCUCAAGGGAAUCGGUCAUUCUCUCCACCUCUUUAUUCAGCAAGACAGGGAAUUAGCGGCAGGAGGUGGCGCCGCCUCUCCUCCGCCUUCCCCUCCGGCGAAGGCUCACCUAGCGAAGCAUGCUUCUCCUCCGUCUUCUCCGCCUCACUCCGAUUCCGGCUCCCACCUCCACUUCCACUCCGACGAAGAAGACGACGACGACGAAAACCCUCACGCUCUCCACGACCACGAUUCGUCCGGUCACUCUUCCCCUCUACACGUGGAUCUCCCGCCAUUCGAGGAGGGAGAUCAAGAGCUUCCUCCAUGGAUGGGGAUGGGGAUGGGGAUGGGAAGGAUGCAGAUGAAUUUCAUGAAGAAGCAACCAACGCCUUCAAUUGUGUACCAACAGAGGCCAAUCAAUCACGAAACCGUAUACGUAGGUGAAUCCUCUUCUUCGUAUCCGUAUCCGUAUCCGUAUUCUUCUUCUUCUUCUUCGUAUCAACCCUAUCCUCAGCCCUACGAUCCGUAUGGUGCUCCUCCACCCUCUGCCUAUGAUGGAUCUUAUCCGCCACAACACCGCCCACCGCCUUCUGCCGCCAAGCCGCCGCCGCCACCACCUUCCCCUCCAAGAGCUUCCCCGUGGGAUUUUCUCAACUUCUUCGACGGCGACGGCGAUGAAAAGUACUAUCCUCAGACACAGUACACUCCCAGCCGCGACUCCAGGGAGGUUCGAGAGGAGGAGGGAAUCCCCGAUUUGGAAGAUGAAGAUUACCAGCACGAGGUCGUCAAGGAAGUCCACGGCGAUCACAAGCUCGUCGACACUCCUGCUUCUGCAUCUGCUUCCGCCGCCGCCAACCACCAUGAUCACCACCAACCCGCCAAGGCUGACGCCACCGACAGCGAAAGCGACGGAGGAUUGGAGUAUGAUGUCCACGUCGUUGAUAAGAAAGUGGUUGACGAGGAUGACAGGCCGAAGGACCGGGGCGGCGGCGGCGCCGGUGCUGCUGCUUUCCGGGGCCGGCCGGGUUCCCGCAGCGCCUUUGAGGUUGCCAAAGAGAUUGAGGUUCUCUUCCAAAGGGCUUCUGACUCCGGUGCCGAAAUCGCCAAGAUGCUUGAAGUUGGCAAGCUUCCCUAUAACCGAAAGCAUGGAGCUGCUUAUCAAGCUUCCUCCAAGAUGUUACAAGUAGUUACUCCCUCUUUGUCAAUGGUGUCUUCGCAACCUUCUACAUCUGCAUCCGCCGCCGCUGAUAACUUGGAUAUUGAUGUUGAUCUAGUAACCAGAUCCCGCAAUCUUUCCUCUACCUUGCAGAAGCUUUACCUCUGGGAGAAGAAACUCUAUGCUGAAGUUAAGGCAGAGGAAAAGAUGCGGGUCGUGCACGAUAAGAAGUGCCGCAAGCUGAAGCGUUUGGAUGAAAGGGGUGCUGAUUUUAAUAAAGUUGAUGCCACUCGAGCUAUGAUUAGGAGUCUGUCCACAAAAAUAAGAAUGGCGAUUCAAGUUGUUGAUAAGAUCUCCAUGACAAUAAAUAAGAUAAGGGAUGAAGAGCUAUGGCCCCAAUUGAAGGAAUUAAUCCAAGGGAUGAUGAGAAUGUGGAAAUCCAUGCUUGAAUGUCAUCAUAGUCAGUGCGAAGCAAUUCGAGAAGCGAGAAUACUGGGUUCGGUUGGAUCUAGGAAGAAGAGUGGUGACAGUCAUCUUCUAGCAACCAAGCAGCUUGAGCAAGAGCUUAUCAAUUGGACUUUCCAAUUCUCUAGCUGGAUAAGUGCCCAGAAAGGUUAUGUGCGAGCAUUGAAUAAUUGGCUGAUGAAAUGUCUACUAUACGAACCAGAAGAAACACCUGAUGGCAUAGUUCCCUUUUCCCCCGGUAGAAUUGGUGCCCCCCCAAUUUUCGUUAUAUGCAACCGGUGGUCCCAAGCUAUGGAUCGAAUAUCCGAAAAGGAAGUUGUUGAUUCCAUGCAUGUAUUUACCAUGAGUGUGCUUCAGAUAUGGGAACAAGACAAGUUAGAAAUGCAUCGGCAGAUGGCAGAGAACAAGGAUCUGGAGAGAAAAGUUAGAAAUAUAGACAAAGAUGACCAGAAGAUACAGAAGCAAAUCCAGGCACUAGAGCGGAAAAUCGCCCUGCCAUCAGGGGAAGGCAAGGGUCUCUCGGUUUCCGAAAAUAUCCUAUACCAGAGCGAUAAAAGCAGCAGUCUACAGGCUAGCCUGCAGCGCAUUUUUGAAGCCAUGGAAAGAUUUACCGACGAAUCUGUUAAAGCUUAUGAGGAGUUGGUAAGCACAGAUUGAAAAUAACUGAGUAUCAUGGCGAUUUUGAUGGAUUCUUGGAACUAUAUCUUCCAUAUUUUCCAAGAAUAUGCAUAAUGCCAACAGGGAACAUGCAUAGCACAGCACAGGAUUGAAUUGAUUAUAAGGCCAGGGCAGGCCCAGGAACCAAGUGAAAGUUUUCUCAUUGCAAUCAUGAACAUAGCUAGCUGGAAGUGACGUAAGUCACUGAAUGGUAUGCAUGGGUUAUUAUUAUUAGUAGUAGUAGUAUUAGUUGCUGUAUAAAAUUAUGUUAUAAAAUAUUCGUUAUUGGAGUUGGAAACCUGUGUACAGAAGAGAUUAUCCAUCGAGGCUAAGCAGGGCUUAAUGAAAAAGCAUUUUGAUGAAUAAAAUAUGUCUUUGACUUUA